This is a messenger RNA of Neocloeon triangulifer, 1183 nucleotides long. RefSeq names its product protein FAM219A. The transcript is spliced from 4 exons. The coding region runs from base 86 to 616 and encodes 176 amino acids. NCBI's taxonomy places the organism in Eukaryota, Metazoa, Arthropoda, Insecta, Ephemeroptera, Baetidae. The record is from RefSeq and is a predicted model, not a curated record.
GUGUGUUUUGUGCCACAUCAACAUGCACAUAGAACAUCUUAUUUUCUUUUAAUUUUUACUUAAAAUUACUUCUCUUAGCACAAAAAUGGAAGACAGCGGGAUCGAGAGUGACCCCAAGCAGCCGACGACGACGUUUUUGAGUGGAAACUCUUUUGUUAAGUUAACCGACAGUGACAGUUCUCCAGCAAGCAGCGGGGGCCAAGUGACCCCACGGAAGGCUACAGCUAGAGAAUUAAGGAGGAAAUUAGAAAGGAGAAUAGAACAGGCACGUAAAAGUCAUAAGGCCCAGGAGUACAAGAAGGGGCCCAGUUUGAUCCCGAUCCAGAGACUGCCCAUUCCGAGCACAAAAAUUAUUUCAGCAAAGGAAAAAAGGGAGCAACAACCACUCGUCGAAUGGGAAUCUGAUGAUAGUGAUGACGACCUACCCGUGAACUUCUUCCCGUCCGCAAAGGACAAAGCCGCCAGACAAGAACUGACCGACACAUUCAGCAUCGAGGAAAUGGAAAUGUCUCCCGAGGAGGACGAGGACUUGAACCUGGAGCCGCCCAAGCAGGCCCUGAACAACUGGUGCUGCUUCCAAAUGCCCACCAUCGACUGGAAGUGUCACAUCCUGUGAGCAUUUUCUCAAAAAUAGAUCCGAUAAACGAGUACCCACUUAUUAAUCUGCGCACACGAAAGCAAAAAUAUUCUCUAAAAAAUUUACGUAUCUGAUGGAAUAAACCUGAGGCUUGAUCGCUUGAAACAAAUGCAAAAUAUGAAAAUCAUCUUAUCAAGAGCUUAGAUAAAUUUCUCUUCUAGUCAUGAAAAAAAUGGCAUUCCAAAGCUUUGUGAUCAUAUAAAUGCGUUGGGCGCAAAUACAUAUUACACAUAUUUACGAAAGCGAAAGAUCAUCCCAUCUUUUCAUAUUAUUUAAACUGUUAGUCAUUAAUUAAUGUUGAGAAGUUGCUUUGUGAUAUAAAUAAGUCAAUCAAUCCUGUGUGUCUAGUUUACAAUUUUAAUUCAUGUGUAAAAUAUAUACGUCCAUGAUAGAAAAAAUUGCUGAUAAUUGUUUUAGGUCUUAAGACAUGCCAAUUUCUGAGUUAUUUAUUAACAUUUUUAUUUAAGAACAAGUUGAAUAAAAAAAAACGUGUUUUGAUUGUUCUGUUUUUAAAAUUGUUGGUGCAUAAUAUGACAUUUUCAUAAU